CUCGUGCAAUGCAAGCUCGACUCAAGAAAGUGGCUGAAGAAAACUAUGAAGAAUUCACUUUUGAUGAAAGUACGGAUAGAGUGCGAUGUGCAGGGCAUAAGAUUGCUUUGACUGUUAACGGCGGACUACAGGCUCUAGGUAUUGAAGCUCCUCCACCGCCGCUUGUCAAGUCCACAAUCCUCGGCAACUUUCCACUCGACGAGCACACUUUGGCCACCAUUCCGGAAGAAGAAGAAGAUGGUGAAGAGUCUUCAAAGUCUCAACAAACCCCUUUGAAUAACCAGGACAACUCGGAUUACAAAGACGAGGAUACUGAUCUUAGCAACUUACCAGGAAAGGAAGUCAGCAAUGAAUGGUAUCAAGUCAUUGAUGGUCCAUUCGAUCCUCCACCUGCAGUCGAAGUUGAACAACCUGCAACUAAUCGCAACGAGGCAAAUGAAGUCCAUGCACUGACUCUCAAAGGUAUUCUUUAGAGUACUCUAGGCUCACUAUGGGAAGGGUAGUUAGGUUCCUUUUAUUUAAAAUAGUUGUAUUUCAAAUAUAAUUUUGUAAAUACAAUUUG
This is a messenger RNA of Melampsora larici-populina 98AG31, 562 nucleotides long. RefSeq lists its product as uncharacterized. Bases 9 to 473 code for a protein of 154 amino acids. The transcript has 2 exons. The record is from RefSeq and is a predicted model, not a curated record. Lineage: Eukaryota; Fungi; Basidiomycota; Pucciniomycetes; Pucciniales; Melampsoraceae.